CGUUGAUGGUAAAAUGUAAUUUUCUUACCAUGCAAUAUCGUUGCCAGUUAAAACACUGAAAGGAUCAGUGUAUGUACCUGGACUGGAUUCUGUAAUAUAUUCUGACACAAAGCAUAUUCCCCAUAAAACGGGACUGUUAGAUCAUGGUUCUUAAGAUUGAAACAUGUCUGAUUGAGUGUCAUUUGUUUGGUGGGACGAAAGAUAAUUGUAUCUCCGAUGUAUAUCCUCUAUAUGAAACCACCUGUGUUAAGGACCUUUAUAUUCACGUUGAAAAGCAUUAUCAAUUGCCACCAGACAGCUUUAAGCUGUAUUUAGUAUCAACAGGAAAACAGACUGAUUUAUGUGGAAUGAAAGAUAAACUUAUGUCAGAAAUCGGUGUAGAUUUUUCUGACAAAAUAUACAAAAUGAAAAAUAAAUGCACAGUCUUAGUUGUGAAUACGAUAGAUACUUUAACACAAAAAGAAACUGAAUAUGAUGUAUCUACGGAUAAUUCGCCACCAGUAUCUCCUCAGCAUACAAUACUUUGGGGAGAAGAUGAUAAUGAUGAUUUCAAAUGUUUUAUCAAACCCAAAACAGGUUACGUUGGUUUAGUAAACCAGGCAAUGACAUGUUAUUUGAACAGUUUGCUCCAAGCAUUAUACAUGACCCCUGAAUUUCGAAAUGCGUUAUACAAUUGGGAAUAUGCAAGUGGAGCAGAAACAGAUGAAGCUAAUAGUAUUCCAUAUCAAUUACAAAAAUUAUUCUUAAACCUGCAGACAUCGUCAAAAUCGGCUGUGGAAACGACAGCGUUAACAAAAAGUUUUGGUUGGAAUUCUACAGAAGCUUGGCAACAACAUGACAUUCAAGAACUUUGUAGGGUGAUGUUCGAAGCAUUAGAACAGAAAUUUAAAAAUACAGAACAAGCUGACUUGAUCAACAGAUUUUAUGAAGGAAAGAUGAUUGAUUAUGUGAAGUGUCUGGAAUGUGGAACCGAGAAAUCUAGAGAAGAUACUUUUCUUGAUAUACCGCUACCAGUAAGACCGUUCGAUAGUAACGUGGCGUACAAUACUGUUGAAGCAGCCUUAAAAGCGUUUGUUCAGUAUGAAACAUUAGAAGGAAGUAAUCAGUAUCAUUGUGAGAAAUGUAAUAAAAAAUGUGAUGCACACAAAGGAUUAAAGUUCACAAAAUUUCCAUAUCUUUUGACAUUGCAUCUAAAACGAUUUGAUUUUGAUUUCAAAACUUUUCACCGAGUUAAACUUAACGAUAAGGUCACAUUUCCAAAUAUAUUAAACUUAAAUCCUUUCAUAUUAUCUACGACAAAUCAGGAAUUUUCAGUUAGCGAGGAAACCGUUAGUUCAGUAAAAUGCGAUGAUAGCUCAACAACAGACAGUGGAACUUUGGAUCAUGAUUUUAAUCUGUGUGAAUAUAGUCUUCCUAAUAGCAAUUGUUCAAGAAAUCAUGAUCUAGAUGAUGAUGACGAAGGUGUAGACGUGUUAAUUAAUGAUUCGUCAACAUCAAACUGCACCGAGCAUAAUCAUGAAAAUGAAAAAAAUCGUAGUAGUGAUGCUGUAAAGGGCCCUUAUAAUUAUGAGUUGUUUUCUAUUAUGAUUCACAGCGGUAGUGCUAGCGGUGGUCACUACUACGCUUAUAUAAAAGACUUCAGAACGCAAGAAUGGCUGUGUUUCAACGAUCAAAAUGUCACACAGAUCACAAAUGACGAUAUUCAAAAAACAUAUGGCGGUGGUCCAACUAGGUCAUACUACAGUGGAGCAUGUAGUAGUACUAAUGCAUAUAUGCUGAUGUACAGACAAAUUGAUCCUUCUCGUAAUGUUUUGCCUAUGCAAGUGCAGGAUUUUCCAAACCAUAUACAGGAACUAUUAAAGAAAAUGAAAGAGAACGAGGAUAACGAUAGAAAAAAAGGCAAAGGGGAUAAAAUAUGUUUUCGAAAGAACAGAAGAUCAUACCUAGAAACAUCGUCUGACGAUUUUCUGUUGCCCAAAAGAAAGGUAAAUCGAACGAUACGUGUAGAAGUUGGCUGUAUACAUCCCUCGAUGGACAUAAUGGUAGUGGCUCCGGUUCAAAUUUUGCCCACCAUAACUUGGGCGAUGGCCACUAAACAAUGUUGGCAAACAUUAGACGUACAUGGAAUAGUGAGCUUGAACAAGUGUCGUUUAGUUUGUUACGAUGAGAGCAGGGAAUUAAUUGUGUGUAGUUACGAAGGAUUAGAAGAAAGAACUUUCAACAGUAUUUGGAACAGGACAGAGUACACUUUGUUCUUAGAUAUAAUGAACGAGAAUCAGAAGGCCGAGAAAAAUCAGCACGACGUGAUUUGUACAAACGUGUGUACUCUUGACGUGACCGAAAAGAAGAUCACAGAAGGCCCAUUCCACGUGCGGGCUUUACCCAGCCAAACUGUCGGAGAAUACAAAAGAUUGCUGAGCAGUUUAUUCGGUUUGCCUUUGAGUGAAAUGACAGUCAUUUUACGAGGACAAAAAACCCACCUAACGUUGCUGGAGUAUGAUGAUGUUAAAUUGAGCACUAUCGAUUUCAGUGAUACGAUUGAUGUGUUUGUGUCAACUAUGCGCGAUAAUGAAUGGAAAUCAUUCCUCGAGACAGCAACUUCAUGUGAAAUUAUAACAAAUUAUGGAAAUUAUGAUAAUGUUAUUACAGUGCGUAUAAAAAUACCGAAACCGAGUGAAAUAAAUAAAGAGUGGAAUAUCCCGUCGUUAGAUGUGAAAUCUAAGGAUACGGACAAACCCAUUGACGAUAGUCCAUCCAAUGUAAAUGUCAACGACUCGCAUCGUAGUACCAGCCCAAAGCGCAAUGAGGUUCUGAAAAUUGACAAGGGCAAUGAGGAUGUACCACCGAAAACGGCUAGUCCACAGUUAGGAGAAGUCGAGGAAUGGAAUACGCCAGAGCAGAGUAAUAGCGAAGACAGUAGCCUUAGUGACAGUGAUAAAACAUUAGUCGGGGACGCUCCAGAUGACGAGUUUCAAGUACCGUACUUUCAGUACACGAAGACACUUUCCGUCGACAUAUUAAAUCCAAUUUGUAUGGAACAGUGGGACUGCGACGACGACGAUAAAGAACAUUAUUUCAAAGUUACAGACAGCGAAUAUCUGAAAUUGGAAGUAGCCAGAAGGAUGAAGUACAGCACCUUCAAGAAGAAACUGGAACGGUACGUCGGUGUACCGUCGGAAUACUUUAAGAUUUUUCACAACUCCCGAGACCUCGACGAUCUCGAGUGCGAUAGCUUGCAAGAGAAGCUUGUAUUUUACAAGGAAGACCAGAUCCUUCAUGUGAAGAUCGGUCGAUUUUUCGAAUUCAAAACAGCAAUAUAUCAGUUGCGUCCCAAUCCGGACGAGAUAUACAAGUUCUUAGGAGAGUGGAUCUUUUGCAAGGAUAUGACUGUCGCCGAGGCGAAGAAAGAGAUCCUAGCGGAUAUUAAACGAAAACACGAUAUAGAUAUACCAUUCGAGAGAUGUCGAUUGAGGAAAAAAUUCACGGAACUACCGGCCACAGUGUAUGUAAAUGAUCAGAAACUCGAGGAUUUGCAACUGUAUUCAAACACGGAAAUGGUUAUACAAAAGUUACCGGAUAAGGAUCCGUUUACAAGCAGUAGUCAAGUUAUAGUACGCGUCCAAAAGUAUAUCGCUGGAAGAACGUUGUGCGGUUCGUUUCAGGAAAUCGUUGUGGAUGGAAAGUCUAUAAAAGAAAUUAGGAAAAAGUUGUCUGAAAUUUCGGAUAUUCCGGAGGAACACAUUGAGAUAGUAAAGAUAGAUAGUGAAAUGCCCGUGUUCCCUGCUUUGGAUAUUGACGAGAACACAGUCUGGUACGGGUACGAUUCAGAUGUUGAGUUUAAACUCGACAAUGAAACUGGACUACUAUAUAGGGAUAACAGGCAUAACUGGGAUUUGCCAAAACCGAUGAGGCGAGAUGAUUACAGCUUGAGAAUUCAAGAAUUUGGUCGUGCAGUGGUAAAUCAUUCAAGCCGAAAAGACACCGCACUUAGAAUACAUUUGACCACCACAGAAUGAUCGUCCACUGAACAUACACGUUCUGAUAAACAACUGUUAAAUAAGCACGCGUGGGAACAUGAA
Messenger RNA from Dufourea novaeangliae, 4079 nucleotides. It is a transcript of the gene Usp47, whose product is annotated as ubiquitin carboxyl-terminal hydrolase 47. Gene Ontology annotation, molecular function: protein binding; cysteine-type deubiquitinase activity; cysteine-type endopeptidase activity. Gene Ontology annotation, biological process: protein deubiquitination. The coding region runs from base 144 to 4016 and encodes 1290 amino acids. Lineage: Eukaryota; Metazoa; Arthropoda; Insecta; Hymenoptera; Halictidae. The record is from RefSeq and is a predicted model, not a curated record. The transcript is spliced from 18 exons. Gene Ontology annotation, cellular component: nucleus; cytosol.